AUGUUCUUGAAACAGUUCACCGGACCCAUGCAAAUCAUGAUCGAAUGUGCCGCCUUGUUGUGCUUUUUGAUUCACAACUGGCCGGACUUCACCAUCAUCAUGGUUUUGUUGAUGACCAACGGCACCCUGGGAUUCUUCGAAGAGAAGAGCGCACAAGCCUCCGUGGAUGCUUUGAAGGCCGGCUUGGAGAAGAAGAUGCCGGUCAAGCGCAAUGGCAAGUUCGAUAGCAUCCCUGUGGUGCAGGUGGUGCCCGGAGAUGUGCUCUUCAUGCGCGGCGGCGACAUCGUGCCGGCGGACUGCUACUGGGUGGAAGGCGAUCCCUGCCAGGUGGAUGAAGCGGCCUUGACGGGCGAGUCCUUGCCGGUGAAGGUCCCGCGCAAGGAUGAUUCCGGGAAGCCCUUCUCGGGACGUCAGAUGUGGUCCGGAUCCAUCCUGAAAGUGGGUGAGUGCCAAGCCGUGGUCAGCCACACCGGCGUGAACACCAUGAUUGGAGAGGCGGCCAAGGCCAUUCAAGAGGCCAGUGGCAAGGACAUCGGCGUUUUUGAGGGGAAGAUUAUUGAAGCCGCGCAAGUGUUGAUUCUCAUCACUGUUGUGGUGGUGACCUUCCUGUUCUACUUCAUGUACGUCGUCCAGGGGGGUUGA
Molecule: messenger RNA, 642 nt
Organism: Durusdinium trenchii
Lineage: Eukaryota; Dinophyceae; Suessiales; Symbiodiniaceae
Source: the annotation of a GenBank genome assembly